Molecule: messenger RNA, 786 nt
Organism: Aspergillus tanneri
Lineage: Eukaryota; Fungi; Ascomycota; Eurotiomycetes; Eurotiales; Aspergillaceae
Exons: 1
Coding region: 1-786 (261 amino acids)
Source: RefSeq, a predicted model, not a curated record
AUGGCAAACCAAGUGAGCCUUAUGGAAUACCUCCAACAUGGCUUUCAACCCAUACCCAUCAUCGACCAAGAACAGUCGAAACAGAACACUCGAAACGACCGUUAUAGGGCUUCCGAUAUUGCUAAUGUGGGCCACUGGUCAACAUUCAGUCUCUCUACGAUCCAGCAGCGGUUUGGAGCAACCUUACAGGCUGCACUGAUUCCAAACGAACCAGUACCACCUUCUCCCUCCAGGGCAAUUAAUUCUGAGGCAGCCGUUCGAUCCCGGCUCGAUGCUUAUCUAACGAACCGGAUCAUACGCUCUCUUCGGUGCGGUUUUACAUAUAUGAGAUCCACGCAACAGCUCUCUGGCCUUACGGUGUUAAAUUACGAUGUUGGAACAAUGGCCCAAAUAAUUGACUGCUACAUACCCGAUAUCGCCUAUUUUGACCCGAGUCUCUCUGCAGAUAUCAGACCAAAUCGCGUUCCUGGAGACAUCAAACCAUCAUACAAGUGGUCACUCGAAAUGAAAACUAGUGACAACCCAAGGACUCGAACAGAAUUCAAACAGGCACUAUCUCAGGUCAAUUUCUACAUGAAACAGCACCAUACACGCUUCAGCUUUAUUCUCACAGAUCGCGAGUUUGUAGCUAUCCGGCGGCUUGAUCGAAACGGAAAUUUAGAACUUUCAGCUUCAAUUCCAUUAACGGUGCAUGGGACAACAUCUGAGCCGAAGUUAACCGCUGUACUUGGAUUAUGGUAUCUUGGUAUGCUUGCGGCUGAUGACCAAAGCUGGUAUCUCCAGUAG